UAGAGACCUGCGGCUUCAUAGUAACCAGCUGAGUAAUGGCCACCGCUUCGCAAAUGCAAUGGGUGAAUGCGUAACGCUGUGAGCACUAAAUGACCAGUGUAUUAGCGCCAUUUUCCAGCUUACCGUUGGUUUAAAACAGCAACAUAUCAGCGAACGUGAUCGUCAUUUCAUUGAGUCCGGGGUGGAGGUAAUAUGAGCUGAAUCUCGAUAAAAAACGACCUAGCAAAAUGGCGGACGACGAAAAAAAUGACGAGACAAUUCAAGACAAUCAUGCCGCGAGUGAAGAAAAGAACCAAACGGAGAGUCAGAAUGUCGACAAUGAAGGCAACGGGGAUGAAAACGACGAACACGGCGACGACAAAGAAGCCAUAGAAAUUACAGACAAGCAGGCAGAAUUACAGACUGAAAACGUGCCCGCUGAACACAACAAUGAAACAGAGGUAGCGGGAAAUGAAAAUAUCAAUGACAAUUCGAAGGACAUUCAAGAAAAAGAGAACAGCACACCAGUUAACGAAGACGAAGGGACGGGAGACGACACUAAAACGGAUUCGAAACCACUACUCGGAAAAAGACGGCGAACUGGAGAAGUAGAAAAGUUGCCUACGCCAAUCAACGCCACGGAGAAUAAACGUUUGCCAUUAACGGAAGAGAACGUCAGCCAAUUAGAAGACGAGGAUGACGUAGACAGGACCAGACUGGAAGAAUACUUACAAAGCCAUAGCCUAAAUGAUAACGUUACACCAGUGAACAUAAAAAUUAAAUCAUUACCCCGAAUUAAUAUGGACGAUGGUGCGAAAAGAGAAAUUACAAACCCUCUGUAUGCGCCGCCAAAUAUGGCACACAUAAAACGUCUACCUGCAAAUAAAAAUGCUAAGUACAAAGGCGACCGAAUAUCUGAAGGGUUGCCAGGGCGACUACCACCUGCUGUAAUGAAGAUGUCAACUGUAGUUCUCUCAGCAAGGAAAAGAGCCGCAAUCAACAAAGGACCAAGUAUUUAUUACGAGGAAAGGAACAGUAGAAAACUGAUGACUUGGGAUCAGUGUAUGAAUAGUAGACCGCCGUUACAAAUUGACAUGGAAGGCCCCGGACCAUGUACAUAUUCACCGAACAUUAAACCAUUGAAUGAAACAAACUCACCCGAGUAUUCGUUUGGAAUGAAGUUACACGAACGAAGUGGUGGUGGUUAUAAAGCUUGGAGUAAAGAAUGGUUUCAUAGCAGUAAUAAUUUUACGCAUCGAUUAAGAUUCGAUCACAAGUGGCCAACUCCAGCAACUUAUAAUAUUAAAACAUUGGUCGGAAAGAGACAUCAAACCCAACCGUCUACGCCUUCAUUUACAAUCAUUGGAAAUAGGGGAUCGAUGUCAUUUGGAAAACAAGGUUCAGAAAAGGAACCCGGUCCCAAUAUAUACAACCGAGAUAAAGCUGACAGAUUAAUACUACAUACAGCGCCAUCAUUCACACAUCGAUUGAGACACGGAGGUACCACAUUAUGGCCUCCAUCAGUUGGUGCACCAGAAGUUACUCCCGGUCCUGGUGCUUACAAUCCUAAAGUCACGUAUACCGCUUAUAAAAAUACCCAGCAAGCAUUCACGAUAAGCGGAACGCGACGUUUAAAACGCCAUGAUGUUGGGCCACAUACCACAUUAUGAGUCACUAAACUCAGUUGUCUGAGUUUGAAAGUACCCAAAACUGUUCAGUUUUUACUGCUAUGAAAACAUCAACAUGGUAGCUUCUGAAGGCACCAAUCAGCAUGCCUUGAUCUUUUCAGGAAACCAAUCAGCGUGCCUUGAUCUUUCCAGGGAACCAAUCAAACAACUUGUAGAAGCAGGCGAUCUGUGUAGAUCCAAAACAUUGGUCAUUUGUUUUUAUGACAUUUACGCAUGAAUAUGCAAAUCAUAGUUCAGAAAAACAGAUCUUGACAAUGUAUUUUGGCAAAGUAUGUUUCAAAUGUUGCAGGAAAUUCCUUUGCCCUUGAAAAAUCUUUGUCAAAAUAGUUCAGAAAAUAGAUCGCCUUUAACAAAUACUAACGACAAGAUUUAUUUCCUUGAGAAUGUAUUUUUUAAACUUUGUGUGAGAGUGAGUACAUUUUGUUUUACAUGUGAAAAAUUGCUUCCAGACAUUAUUUAAAAAAAAAAUCAUGGAAAUAAAUUAUAUGUUCGGUCUUGAUUGAAAGGACCGUGUUGUUUGAAGUUAAAACGCACAAUGAACAAUGAGAAACUACUGCACUUAAAAUUAAUAAUGGGAAAUAACUUUUUAUUAACCCAUUUAUGUGUACAGUUACCAUAGCAAUUAUUCAAACAAAUUAGUACAAGGAGUUUAGAUAAUUGACACUGUUUACAAACAGUUCAGUUACUUAAGGUAGCAACUGGCGAAAAUUCCAUAGUACCAGUAUGUCUGUAGUUAUUUGGUCAUAGCCAAAAAAAUGCAGAUAAAAAAAACUUACAUGUGAUCAUUCAAUCUACAAAGUGACAAACCUCCUGUGCAAUUUCCAAGCCAUUCAUGCACCUAAAAAUGUUGCAAAACGAUAUCUUCAAUAGUCAGAAUAGAAAAAAAGCAUCAUUGCAAAAUUGUUCGUCAGAUAACCCUUCAGACAAGCAUGGGUAUGGUAUAUGCACUACGGUAUUCGCCUAUAUCUAAGCUUUCAGAAAAUGUAUAGGUUAUUAUAGUAAUUUUUAAAGAAUGUCUGAAUUACAGAUGAAUUAUUGACUUGUUUUUCUCCUGCUGCUACCUUAAAUUUGCUAAAGCUUUAUUGGUAUCUUGGGACUAUUUUGUGAUUUAUUUAUGUUAUAUACGGGAUAUAUGAAUGUAAGAAAAAUAUUGAAGGGUCCUCUCUCGUUUAGAUUACUGCAAGAUGCACUAAGUACGCAAAUCUAAGCGAAUGCAUAAAUAUCUGAACACUAUACAAAAUCAUCAACAAAGACAAGCCUGAGUGAUUAACCCUAACCCUAAAAACAUUGAGAUUUUAACAUAACAUUUGUAAUAUUUUCCAGAAUUCAGGCAUAUUCAUUAUUUCUCACAUAGUCCCAAGACCCAAAUAGAGCUUCAGUAAUGGUCAUGGAGUAAAAACUUUAAAUGAAAUUUUUCAAUAAUUUGAUGCUGGUGUUCAUUUCAAAACGUGUAAAUAACGAAAACAUUCCACAUGUUUUUAUAUAAAAAUAUUUUUAUAUAUCUCCUGUAUUUUGUAAUUAAUUAAUAUAACAGCAGAGAAGCGUAUUUACAUUUUUUCGUUGUAAUCUAUUUCAUGCCGUUCACUGAAACUCAAUAAGUGGUUUAGAUUAAAAAUGUUUUGGGUACAGACCAUUGCCACUUUUAAUUGGUAGACUGUCACUAUUGCAGUGUACAGAGUGUUCAAGAGGGAAAUAAUCAUUGAUGGUUUAACUGGAUUUUAUCGAAGAGUGUGGUAGUUGUUUUCAGCCAUGUGCACAAGUUUAUAGCAAAACAUAUCGUAAUUGUUCGAUUAGGAACUCAUCUCUAAUAUAAGAGCACACCAGCCAACAAUUACAUAGUGCUCAUGGGAAUAAAACAUAUGAUUAUGGUCAGAUAUUAUGGGAUAUAUGAUGUACAUAUACAUGUAUAUCAGCAUAUGUCAUAUAUCACUUCAUAACAUGUGUGUCUGUUUGUUGUGUCUUUACUAUUGAAUUUUUAUGAUGUGAU
This is a messenger RNA of Saccoglossus kowalevskii, 3654 nucleotides long. RefSeq lists its product as uncharacterized. Gene Ontology annotation, cellular component: cytoskeleton. The record is from RefSeq and is a predicted model, not a curated record. NCBI's taxonomy places the organism in Eukaryota, Metazoa, Hemichordata, Enteropneusta, Harrimaniidae.